Molecule: messenger RNA, 4487 nt
Organism: Coffea arabica (coffee)
Lineage: Eukaryota; Viridiplantae; Streptophyta; Magnoliopsida; Gentianales; Rubiaceae
Product: phosphatidylinositol 4-kinase alpha 1
Cellular component (GO): dehydrodolichyl diphosphate synthase complex; endoplasmic reticulum membrane
Molecular function (GO): ditrans,polycis-polyprenyl diphosphate synthase [(2E,6E)-farnesyl diphosphate specific] activity
Source: RefSeq, a predicted model, not a curated record
GACCGAACAUUAGAAUUUAGAAAGGUGGGAAAAUAUUAAAAAAAAAAAAGGAAAAGAGCGAGAGAGAUAGAGAGGGCGCGAGACGUUGCAGAAACAACAAAGGUUGCAGGAACAACAGCGACGUUACGACGCCGCAUAGAUCUUCACGACCCAGUACCACCUCCGGUCGUCCCUUCAACUACAGCCGCUAUGGCGAUCAUGGCGCAGAAGAAUUCAAUUUUGCAAUGCGGGAAUGAGCUAAUUUACACGUUGAUUUGUUAGUGCCUUCUGGUCUUAAAUUUGCGGAAAUGGAAUCGUUGAUCGAGCUGUGUGACUUAAUUGCUGAAAAACCCGAGCAAUUCGCUGACAAGUUGGUCUGGAUAUGCGGCCGGUGUCCUUCGGCGGAGGCUCUCCUUACCGGAUCUCCUAGGGUUUCGAGAUCUCAGCUCAAUGCCGUCCUGGCAGUGGCUCGUUUCCUCUCCAAAUGCCCAAAUUACGACGAUCAACGGCCUAAAUCCCUCCUCCUUGCCUUCUAUCGCGCAAUUCCAUCCUCUUUCACCCCUUCUUUCUGGCCCCAAUCAUUUGGCAAUGACGCGAUUGCCUCCUUCUUUAACGACUACUUUGCUUAUAUGUGUAGAGCUGCGGAGUCAGCCUCUGAUUUUGCAACUGACAUUGCUGGCUUCACUGGAGAAAUUGUGAUCUCUGCCACAGGCAAUGUCUCUGGGGAUUUGGGGAUUUCCAGGGUUUUCUUGAACGCCUUGGCCUUGAAUUUCCCGCCCAUUCUUUCGUCUGAUGCUAACAGGUUAGUUUCGUGUCUUCUUGAACGGCUUGAAAUCAUGGUUCCCAAUUCACCGAGGGAGCUUAUUUCUUCCGAGGCUGCUUCAAGUCAGAGUUCACCCUUGAGUUUGAACCAUUUUCCAUAUCACUCUAAUGAGAGGGCAAGUCCAGGGAAUGAGGUGAGUAAUGCCUCCGGAUCAUCUGGCAGCGUUGCUGAUGAUGCGUCGUCAUCAAAGGGAAUUGUGACCAAUGGGGGCAGCGCUGGCUGGAAGAGCAAUGUGGAUAUCUUGAACGUAAGCACAGGGCUAAAUGAUGGCGGUGGAGGCAAGGGAAUUCUUAUAUCUUUUGAGCAAGAGUCCUUGGAGAACCUUGAAAAACAGGAAAUUGCUUUUAAAUUGAUAAGGCAUAUAUUGGAUAAGGCCACGGUUGAUUCCAAGCUUUUGGAACAAGUGAGACUUGUCACAAAGGAACAACUCCAAUCAAUGUUAGCAUUUUUAAAGAUAAGAAAGCGUGACUGGUCUGAACAAGGGCAUUUAUUGAAAGCAAGAGUCAGUACCAAGCUAUCUGUUUACCAAGCAGUGGCUAAGUUACAGAUUAAGAUUCUUGCAUCUGUUGACCUUGACGGAAAGUCAUCAAAGAGGUUCUUGCAUGGAACUCUUGCAUUGUUGAUAGAGGCUGCUGAGGCAUGUUUAUUUUCAGUGUGGCGGAAGUUGAGGAUUUGCGAGGAGCUAUUUGGCUCUUUACUCGGUGGAAUUUCCCAAGCUGCUGUUGCACGUGGUGGCCAGCUGUUGCGAGUUUUGCUUAUUCGUUUCAAGCCCCUAGUGCUGACUACUUGUAUUCAGGCUGACACUUGGGGCAGCAGCCAGGGUGCAAUGUUUCAGAGUGUCUUGAAAGCAACUUGUGAAAUAAUUGAAUAUGGAUGGAUCAAGGAACGGCCGCCUGUGGAUACUUUUAUAAUGGGAUUAGCUACUAGCUUUCGUGAACGUAAAGAUUAUGAAGAAGAGCUUCAGCAAUCGCAUGAUGCAAAAGAUAAGCAGGCAGCUUCUGCUGGGCAACUUAACAUGAUUCGCUUGCUUGCGGAUUUAAAUGUUUCUGUUAACAAGCCUGAAGUGGUUGACUUGAUAUUACCACUAUUUAUUGAAAGUUUAGAAGAGGGAGAUGCCUCGGCCCCAGGCCUACUGAGACUCCAGCUUCUUGAUGCUGUUUCUCGCCUGGCGAGUUUAGGUUUUGAGAAAUCUUAUCGUGAAGCUGUUGUUCUAUUGAUCCGAAGCUACUUAAGUAAACUCUCUGCUGUUGGCUCUGCUGAAAGUAAAACUGUGGCACCAGAAGCCACGAUAGAACGUGUUGAGACUCUUCCUGCAGGAUUUCUUGUGAUUGCUGGUGGCCUAACUGAUACCAAAUUGAGGUCAGAUUUUCGUCAUCGUCUGCUAUCUUUGUGUUCAGAUGUAGGCUUAGCUGCUGAAUCCAAAAGUGGAAGGAGUGGAGCAGAUUUUCUCGGUCCUCUACUCCCUGCUGUGGCUGAAAUAUGCUCGGAUUUUGAUCCUACUAUAGAUGUGGAACCUUCACUCUUAAAAUUAUUUCGCAAUUUGUGGUUCUAUAUAGCUCUUUUUGGGCUAGCUCCUCCAAUACAAAAAGGUCAGGUGACGACAAAGUCAGUGUCCACUUCUCUAAAUAGUGUAGGUAGCAUGGGUGUAAUUGCAGUCCAGGCUGUUGGUGGACCGUACAUGUGGAAUGCUCAGUGGGCUUCUGCAGUUCAGCGCAUCUCUCAAGGGACUCCACCCCUAGUUGUUAGCUCUGUAAAAUGGCUUGAAGAUGAGUUGGAACUUAAUGCUCUUCAUAACCCGGGUAGCCGGCGAGGUAGUGGCAAUGAAAAAGCUGCUGUAAGCCAAAGAUCUGCUCUUUCAGCUGCUUUAGGCAGGCGCGUGGAGGUUUCGGGAAUGGGCACAAUCUCAGGUGUCAAGGCAACUUAUCUUUUAGCUGUAGCGUUUCUAGAGAUAAUCAGAUUCAGUAGUAAUGGUGGCAUGCUCAAUGGUAGCCCUAAUUCAACGGCUUCUCGAAGUGCCUUCAGCUGUGUCUUUGAGUAUUUGAAAAGUCCAAAUCUCAUGCCAGCUGUCUCUCAGUGCUUGACAGCAAUUGUUCACCGGGCCUUUGAAACAGCAAUACUUUGGCUGGAUGAACGGGCUUCUGAGACUGGUCAUGAUGCUGAGAGUAGAGAAUCUGCCCUUUCCAUCCAUGCAUGUUUUCUUAUAAAAAAUUUGUCUCAGAGGGACGAGCAUAUUCGUGAUAUUUCAGUAACUUUAUUGAAUCAACUCAGAGAUAAGUUUCCGCAGAUUUUGUGGAAUUCUUCUUGUUUGGAUUCCCUACUUUUUUCUAUCCACAAUGAUCUGCCAUCAGCUGCCGUUCACGACCCUGCUUGGGUUGCUACUGUCCGUUCUUUAUACCAGAAAAUUGUUCGCGAGUGGAUAGUUAUUUCACUCUCAUAUGCGCCAUGCACGAGUCAGGGCCUUCUUCAGAGUGGAAAUCUGGGUCUUCGUGCACUUUGGCUCAUUCUGCAUUUUGCCGUCACCAUAUGGUACUUUCUGCUGGGAGUAGUGCAGUCUUUUGAGAGCUUUCUCAUUGCUAGUGAUAUAUUGACGAAAUAUGAAGCCCUUGAUAUCAGCAAGGUUCGUUAUUUGGCAAUGGUAAUAGACAGUGAAGAAGCUCAAGAACUUUCAAAAGUUUUGGAGUUAUUGCAGUGGGUUGCAGAUAUUGGUGUGAAAAGUGUCUGCCUUUAUGAUCCAGAAGGUGUGUUGAAAAAGAACAAGGAACCUAUCAUGCAAAGAUUCAGCAGUGCAAACUUGUCUGAGGAGGCUGCUGUUAAUGGUCGGCUUGUUACCCGCAGAAAUCUGACUUUGGAGUUUGUUUCAUUUGAGGAUGGAAAAGAAGCAGUUGCCAAAGCAGCUAAUUAUCUCUUUGUAAAGCACUAUGCAAAUGGUACUAAGGAAAAGUCAGAUUUUACAGAGCCUCAAAUGGCUGAAGCUUUAGGAGCCAUUGGUUCUGGAGGAGCUGAUCCUGAUCUGCUACUAAUUUAUGGACCCACAAGAUGCCAUCUUGGGUUUCCAGCAUGGAGACUUCGGUACACUGAAAUAGUACAUAUGGGGCCAUUGAAGUCUAUGAGUUAUGGUUCCCUUGUUAAAGCCAUUUUCAAGUACACUAUGGUGCAUCAAAAUUAUGAAACAACUGAUGCUCUGGUCGCUGUGCCUUCAUGUGGUCAAAAGUUUGAAACAAGUUUCCAUCCCCCUCCUUUUGGGAUCAAGGAAAACUAUCAUGUUAUUCAUCUCCAUUUCCAUCUUUUUACCUUAUUUGGCGAGUUUAAUCUAAUGAAAAAUGGUUCAUAAGCAAUUUCAUCCGCAGUGACGUCAUCUUGUGGGACGAGCAAAGUUCGGAAGAUGGACCUGACAGACGCUGCUAGUAUGGUUUGCAUUUUAUUGAGAAUGUUCUUCUUUGAUUGUAGGACCAAAGUUAAAAGGUAUCUAUUGGCUUGUAUGCCCAAUUGAUUGACCUUUUCGUAAACUCAUCCCGUUGUAAACUCAUCACGUGAUGGAAAAUGUUUGUACUCCAUUUGCUCUUUUUUUCCUCUUAGGAGUAGGGGGUUGGGAGAUGUCUUGGUCCUAUGGGGUUGGGACAUAUAUAGUUGGUGGCAUUAGUUGAAAGGAAUAAUAAGAGGAAAAAAAGGCUUCAAUUGUUUAUCA